This is a messenger RNA of Diospyros lotus (date-plum), 1793 nucleotides long. Its product is annotated as UBP1-associated protein 2A-like. NCBI's taxonomy places the organism in Eukaryota, Viridiplantae, Streptophyta, Magnoliopsida, Ericales, Ebenaceae. The transcript has 2 exons. Gene Ontology annotation, molecular function: RNA binding. The record is from RefSeq and is a predicted model, not a curated record. Bases 94 to 1437 code for a protein of 447 amino acids.
AGUUUGAGCACAGGCGUAGGAAGAAAACCACUGUUAAAACCAAAUAAAGAACCCUAGUUUACUUGCCAUCGUAGUCUCUGGCUCACCGUUGAAAUGGCGAAGAAGCGGAAAGCCGCAGCGCCUCCUCUUCCUCCCCCCAAAGAAGAAGUUGAAGAAUCGUCGUCUGACGAAGAAGAGGAAGAAGAAGUGGAGGAAGAAGGCGAAGAAGAGGAAACGGAAGAAGAGUCGGAAGAAGAAGAAGAAGAAGAAGAUUCAGACGAAGACGAUGAGAAUGACGAAGACGACGGCGAAGAAGAAGAAGGGGAAGAAGAAGAAGAAGCAGACGACGUGGAAUCCAAGAAAAAGAUUCUGAGGAAGCUUCUGGAACCCUUUGGCAAAGACCAGAUCAUUGAUUUCCUGAAAGAAGCGGCUCUGAAAGACCCAUCCCUUAUCGCCAGCAUAACCCAGUCGGCCGAGUCCGAUCCCGCCCACCGCAAGCUCUUCGUAUUCGGCCUUGGCUGGGAUGCCACAUCCGACCAAGUCCUCUCUGUGUUCAAACACUACGGCGAAAUCGAGGACUGCAAGGUCGUCACGGACAAGGCCACCGGCCGAGCCAAAGGUUACGCCUUUGUCCUCUUCAAGACUCGCCACGCUGCCCGAAAGGCCCUCAAGGUCCGCCAACACAAGAUCGGGAAUCGAGUCACCGCCUGUCAACUCGCUUCCGCUGGCCCCGCCCCCAACCACUCCGCCGCGGACCCCUUCGCCCGGAAAAUCUACGUGGCGAACGUCGGCCCAAAUGCCAGUCCCGAGAAGCUUCGGACUUUCUUUGCCAAGUUCGGUGAGAUUGAGGAAGGUCCAAUGGGGCAUGACCCGGCUACUGGGAAGCUAAAAGGGUUUGCCAUUUUCGUUUACAAGACCCCCGAGGGUUGUAGGAAGGCUCUGGAAGAACCUGUCAAGGUGUUUGAAGGUAGCCAAUUGCAGUGCCGGCGAUUCAUAGAAGGUGGCCAGGCCAAAAAAAAUCAGACAGCUUCAAUACAGCAAACUGAAGUUAGUACUGUAAAUUAUGGCGUGGGUGUAAAUCCGGCAAUUAUCAGUCACAAUGUGAACCCGGCAGCAGUUCUGAUGGGUCAAAAUCAGGGGAUUGCUUUGGGGAAUCCAUAUCUGGCCUCGGCAUUGGGUCAGGCGGGUUUGCAAGCUUCAGCCCCUUCCCCAGGUUUAGGCCCGUCGUUGGGUGCUGCCCCAUCUUUGGCUUAUAGUGGAAAUUAUGGUCUUAAUAGCAUAAGCCCGAGUAUGAUGGGUAUUUACAGCUCUCAGGAGGCUUUGCAGGGCCUGGGUGCUUACCUAAGCCCUCAAGUGGGACAUUCUUCUGCAGGGGCAACAGCAGUAGCUCCAACAAGGCCCCAAUCUGGUUAUGGAUCAGCUGGAACCACCUUCCCCUCCUCAUCCUUUGGCCGCUAGUUGGUAUUUCUGCAAACAGAUUUUGCGGCCAAAUUCCUGCACAGUGUUAGGAAGCAGGACACUCCAUGCUGCUGCAUUUAGAAUUGGAGCAGUAAAUCAUCCCAGAAGACAAACUUGUCUGUCAUUAGUUUUUUUUUUUUUUUUCAUUACAUUAGAUAUGUAACAAACUUGUCUUGGCCUGUGUCUUGUCUUCGCAGUUCUAUUUGUUUAUCAGAGUAGGAUAUCAGUUGUUGCUGCAUGUCUCAAGUUGUUUAGUUCGUUGGGGAUCAGCUCUGUUUCCACCCUUUGUUUCCAUUAGUCUUGUGAUAUCUGGAUGCUUAAAAAGACUAGCAAUAAAAUGCUGUGUCUUUAUCCUA